Molecule: messenger RNA, 3122 nt
Organism: Clupea harengus (Atlantic herring)
Lineage: Eukaryota; Metazoa; Chordata; Actinopteri; Clupeiformes; Clupeidae
Gene: insig1
Product: insulin induced gene 1
Biological process (GO): cholesterol biosynthetic process; cellular response to insulin stimulus; SREBP-SCAP complex retention in endoplasmic reticulum
Cellular component (GO): SREBP-SCAP-Insig complex; endoplasmic reticulum
Source: RefSeq, a predicted model, not a curated record
ACAAAGUUGCGUUGAUCCUGCGCGAGCACACACAGCAGUGAAGACUUGUGAACGUGGACGUGUGGGAGGUGGUGUGUGUCGCGUCAUAUCGCCCGCCGCUUUGUCAUUGGCUAGCUCAACUCACCAGACACCAGCGCGCUUGUUUUCUGCAGAGGAAGCACGCCCGUGAGAUGAGCUUUGUGCUAAGGAAUGAAACAGCCAACAGCUUUUUUUCCUUUCGUAACGCAUCAAAACGAUGAUGUGACCGAACAGACCGAUGACAGAUUCUUAGCGCAAACGGUGGUCACAGCUGAAAACAUUUUCAGGUGCUGUAGUGCAAGCCACAGUCGCGUCUGAAUCGCUGCAGACAGUGAGGACGCAGUUGUCUGGCGAUCAAGUGCCAAAUGCCAAGACUUGAAGGACACUGUUGGAGUUGCUCCUGUUCAUCACGGAUGAAAGCUAAAGAUCUGUCGAGUGCCAGUUGGGUUUCAUCUAAAGCAGAAGAAAUGAUGUCCAUCAUAACCUCAGUAAUGCGGCAUGCAUAUGGGUCACUUCACAGCAUCCGGUCCGCUAACUUAAUACGGCGGGGGCUCGUGCUGUUCACCAUCGGAGUGUUUCUCGCAUUGGUGCUAAAUUUGCUACAAAUACAAAGAAAUGUCACGUUGUUCCCUGAGGAAGUGAUAGCAACUUUGUUCUCGUCUGCCUGGUGGAUUCCACCCAGUUGUGGAACAGCAGCAGCUGUGGUUGGCCUGCUCUACCCCUGUUUGGACAGCCAUCUUGGGGAGCCACACAAGUUUAAGAGGGAGUGGGCCAGUGUGAUGCGCUGCAUCGCUGUGUUUGUGGGAAUCAACCAUGCCAGUGCUAAACUGGACUUUGCUAAUAACGUGCAGCUCUCCCUGACCCUUGCAGCGCUGUCGCUGGGCCUGUGGUGGACGUUUGACCGCUCCAGGAGUGGCUUUGGCCUUGGCCUCACCACAGCCCUGCUGGCCACGCUCAUCACGCAGCUACUGGUCUACAACGGUGUCUAUCAGUACACUUCUCCAGACUUCUUGUACGUUCGCUCGUGGCUGCCUUGUAUAUUCUUCUCCGGGGGCGUGACUGUGGGAAACAUUGGUCGGCAGCUGGCUAUGGGAGCCCCAGAGAAACCUCAUAACGACUAGGCAGCAAGACCAACUUUAAAGGUCAAAGGGCGCAGAGAAACGGGCUGAGGGGGGGGGCGCCAACCUGGGGGAAUCCGGUCGCCCACCCUCCCAACACCUCGAAAUGUCGGGACUGUUCCAGAGCCCGAGUGGGAUGCACUUCAAUCCUCGGAGAGACCCCUCAUCUCGUUUGUACUCCUGAUUUUAAUUUUUUUUUCCUUCUUCUUCUUCAUUGUUGUUCAGAGAAAAGUAUGAAAAGGAAAAAGAGAAAGACAGACAUUGACUGAGGAGGGUAGCACACAGAACUGACCCACAGUGCCAUGCCCUGCCCUGCACCUCCGUGUGGCCAAAAUGAUCCCCUGUGACCUCCCCACAACCACCAUCUUCAUUGUUCCCCGCCUCCCUAACACGCAAGCAUGCACACACACUCAACUCGUAGCUGUCAUAUCUCUGGUAAGGGGGCUGGACGCUAAGGGGGCUGGACGCUGGUUGCUCAUGGCUGGAGACUCUGUGGGUCCCACUUUGCUGUGAGAGAUUAAAAACGUCAGGAUGUUAGACAAAAAAAAAGGCAGUUAGGUUGACUGGUUCUUAAAAGUACGCGGAAACAAGGGUGGUGGUGCUACAGUUGGAGUUGUGUGUGUUUUUUCUUUUGUUACUGUUUUACUUUCCUGCUGGAUGCUAAAAUGAAAGGGAAACAUUUCAGGGCUGUGAAAGAAAAUGUCUGAUUUUUGAGUGGUUUAGUUGUGUGUGUGUUUUCCUUGAAAGAAACACAGACGUAAAAGGCAAAAGUACAGCUUGAACCAGAAGUAUUUCCAAACUGAAGUUUAUUCGUGCCAAUGUGAAGGAACACAGAAGGCGGGGCGUGGGGGCUAUGUGUUGGGGACAGCCUUCACUAGGUCUGCCACUGCAGGUGACCCAGCAAUGGCACAAGACAGCUAUAUGCCGGUGCAAAUUCCCCUCCUCCUCCUUUGCACCUAAAGGAAAGGUGCCAAAGUUAAUCUGCUCUCUCUCCUGUCCGCUGGGGGGGGGAAAUCAGUUUUACUCGCACAAAAUUGUUCAUUACGUCCAGACUAGCAAUCAAUGAACAUUUGAAAACACACUUUGUCGUAAUUUGAAGAACCUACGGGCAUUUUUUUUUUCAGCAGCCUCGACGAUUUGCAAUCUGUGAUUGCCUUGUAUGAUAGAAUUGAGUGCUUUUGUUACUAUUCCAUUGUUAUUAUUUCUCUCUUUCUUUUGUACUUAAUUUGUUGUUGUUUUUUUGCUCACACAUGUAAUCACUUUUCCAUUUAAUCAGAAAGGUAUUACUGUGCUACAGGCCUAGUUUUUAGUAGGGGGUUUGGGGUCUAAACAAAUGAAGUGCAAUCCAAUGUAUGAGCCUGGUAUUCGUUUUCUAUUUAUUAUUUUUGAUGUUAAAAACACAGUGAGACUCAUAUGCAGUGUGGAAAACAACAAAGCAAUAAUAGUAGUGAUGUAGUGUGUGGUUAAUCUGAAGGUGUAAAACAAAACAACAAGAGAUUACUUGCCUUUUAAGAGUCACAAAUAAAGAUUUUAUUAUUCUUCAUGUAUACCAAUGACCAUCCUCACUGUCAAAAAGAAAACUAUAGUGUAUCAGGUUGUACUUUAGAUUCAUUAGUGGAGUUGGGGAACACAUCUUAACGGUAUUUCUGGCCACAUAAAUCAUUUAAGUGUGCUGUGUUUUGAAAGGGCUGGAGGGAACAUGUUAAAAGUGUUUAAAAAAUGUAAAGAGGAAAAUAAGUGGUUCGAGAUUCAUGUGUUACUCUAUUUAACUGUUUGAAUCUCUGUUCAGGAGUUGUAAAGGGCAGGUAGAAUGAAAGCUUUAUUUUGAGGUGGUGACACACCUGGUGUUUUUAAGCGUUAAGUGUUAGUGUGUGUGAGUGUGUGUGUGCCUGGGACAUUUCAGUUUGAGCAUUAUUUCUACUAUCUUGGACUUCAAGUGAAAAAAGUAUAUAAAUAUAAAAAAUAAAAAAGUAAUACAUUUAAAAA